AUUGAUGUUUCAGAAAGAAGUGUUGGAACUCUGUAACUCACUAAUCAAAGGAAACUUCAAAUCCAUUCGGCACAUUGAUGUUUCAAAUAAGAGAGGCUUAGUUUCUGAUGAUGGCAAGAGAUCUUACAAACCAAAGUUUCCUCUUCAGAAGCUGAAAGAAGAAAGAUCAGAUGUCACCCUUGUGGCAGAGUUUCCAUCACUAUGGUCAGUGAAGGAUUGUCCUGUUUGCCAUGAAGAAGAUGACGAAGAGCUGAGGGAGAUAGAGAUGAUGGAAGAUGAUGCCUCAUCCUCGGAUGCCUCAUCCUCGGACGACGAAUCCUCGGAUGCCUCAUCCUCGGACGACGAAUCCUCGGAUGCCUCAUCCUCGGACGACGAAUCCUCAGAAGAUGACUUAGGAUGAUGAUACACAAACCAAGAGGACUUGGGACUUGGGAGAGAAUCAUGACGUUUAUCUUUGAUGUUUUGUCUGAAGAUGUUUUAAUUUUUUUUUUUUUUUGAACGAGUAGUAAUUUAAGUCAUGUGCUACAAACAAGCUUAUGUCAGAUUCGGAGAGACUUUCCCAUAGGCCUGGACCGUUCGGUAUUAGUCCGGAUAAUUCAGAUUUUCGGAUUUUCGGUGUUAUGAUUAGAAGUACCAUUCGGGUUUUACUAAUUACGGAUUGGUUUCGAUUCGGUUCCUUCCGGGUUCGGUUCGGAUUGGAUGUAACCAAUGUUUAAAAUCGUCCAAAACUAUUUUUUUUUAAACCUUAAAAUUGACAAAAAAAUUUCAAAAUAUAUAAAUUGUUUACAAAUCUAAUUAAAAAUUAGUUAAACUAUCUAAAUUAACUAAAAAAUAUUCAAAAUAACAAUUAAAACAAACUAGAAAAUAUUUUGAAUAUCCUAAAAUAUCUAAAUCAUCUUAAAUAUAUAAAAACAUUAAUAUAUUUAACUAAUUUCGGAUAUCUUCGGAUCCUACUUCGGAUGUCGGUUCGGAUGUCGGUUCGGUUCGGAUUAUAACCAAACACCAAAGUACUAAUCUCAUAAGUCUCGUUCAGAUAUUUUUAUAUAACAGUUUGGAUUUGGUUUUGGUUUUUUCGGUUCGGGUCUAGAUAAGUACUUUGGGUUGAGUUAAAAAUGGUCAGGCCUACUUUUUCACCUGAAGGUGAGAAGGAUAGAGGGCUCGGUUGACUCUAAUCAAAAAUUCGUGGUGCUCUGUAAACAAAGAAACAAACUGUUCGAUAGUCUUAUUGGGCCUAUUAAUGCGUCCAGAAAAGAAAAGCCCAUAUCUCGUCCGAUUGUUGUUGGCGGCUAAGAUUCUAGGAAGGGGGUAGCAGUGUAAAUAAACGGAAAUCGAGGUGGUGUUUUGAUCUCAAACUAGAUAAAGAUAAGGGUAAUACCGUAAAUAAACUGAAAGCGAGAGAUGCGGGCACGUGAGACGAAUUUCUGACUCUCCAAUCGACCUUAUCCACCUUGCGAGACAUCAGAUCCAAGCGCCACGUCAGACUAAGAUCAACGGACGAGAUCUUCCUGGUCGCCUUUAAAGUCAUUACUCUCUGCAACGUUUGUGAGAAGAAAGAAACAUUACUUGCGACCAAAAAUUACAGAUUCUUGAAACUAUUAGUGUUGAUACUUGAUAGAUACCAUGGGCUUACUAGAUCAUCUCUGGGAUGAUACCGUCGCUGGUCCUAGGCCAGAGAACGGCCUUGGCAAGCUUCGGAGACACCAUACCUUCAGUUUCCGGCCUAGCUCCGAUCAAUCGGACGGUGGAAGCGUGAGAUCGUACGGUGAAGAAUCACCGGAGGAGGCCGUGAAAGUGACACGUAGCAUCAUGAUAAUAAAA
Brassica rapa (field mustard) is the source of this 1818-nucleotide messenger RNA. Its product is annotated as dormancy-associated protein homolog 3. The record is from RefSeq and is a predicted model, not a curated record. Lineage: Eukaryota; Viridiplantae; Streptophyta; Magnoliopsida; Brassicales; Brassicaceae.